AGGUCACAUAUCCUUUAAUGACGGAACGUUUCACUUCAUUAUUGAGUGAGAUAAGCAUAUCUUAGAGAGUUAGAGCCUGUUUACCAGGGGUUAUUUGGUUGAAGUGGAGAAUGGGCUGUGAGUCUAUUUCAUUUUUUUUAUUACAAUAACUCAUAUCUAAAAAUAAGUAGCAUCAUUUAUCUUCAUUUAAACUAUUUCACCCAAAAGGCACACACACAUUACUUAAUAUUAUUAUCAUCAUCAUCACUAAUGACAUAUUGGUAUUUUUAUCAUAUUUAUUACUAUUAUAAUCCAAUUUAGCUACUGCAUGCAAAUAAAGCAUUGUUUGCCAAAAAACAUUUGUGAUAAACAAAAAUAGUAGUUACCAAAUGGCAACCUAAACUUGUCCUACUCUUUGUCAUAAAUAAAAUUUAUAAUAUGCAGAGUGUAUAUCUUUCAGAUGAAGUUGUUGCAUUUUUGUUUUUAAGUUUCUUUCAAAAAAAAUGUGUUUAUGUGCAUAGACAGAUUAGAAGAAGAUAUCCUUAACCUGUUUCAUUGAUGCAGCUGACUUUUCUUGCAAUAGUGAUGUUCAAAGAGCAAUUCCUUAUCUGAAAAAGGCAUAUGGUGACAGCAUGCAUAAAGUGUUGCACGUUGGCCCUGACACUUGCUCAGUUAUUUCCAAACUAUUAACAGAUGAGGACACUGAAGCUUGGGGUGUGGAGCCCUAUGAUAUUGAGGAUGCUGAUAUUCAAUGCAAGAGACUUGUGAAAAAGGGCAUUGUACGAGUGGCUGAUAUUAAGUUUCCUCUUCCAUACCGAGCAAAGUCAUUUCAUCUUGUGAUUGUGUCUGAUGCAUUGGACUACUUGUCACCUAAGUACCUCAACAGAACACUUCCUGAAAUGGCUAGGGUAUCUUCAAAUGGCCUUGUUCUCUUCACAGGCAAAACUACGCAGCUCUACUUGGUGGAUCCGGUAUUUUAUUGAGACAAGUUUAGAGCAAAAUGAUGCUGCCAGUAAGAAGUUUGAGCAAGCUGCAGUGAAAAGAUCAUAUCAUCCAACUUGCCAAAUAUUUCAUCUCAAGUCCUAUAAUUGAUGAAUCAAAAUGAAACAAUGAAGAGCAGAACACAGUCUUUACCUGGUACCUUUGCACCACCAGAUUAUUAAUUCUUAUUUGUGAUGGUGGCGCUUCUUUGUGCAAACCAAACAAAAUUUUGGUGGAGAUAUUCUUUUUGAUGAACUUCAGCCGUCUGGUAGUAAAGAGUCUUGCUUGUAGUAUUGUUUGUAGUUUUAUAAUAAACACUUCUUUUUUCUAUAGGGUGGGUAUAGAAUAGAUUUUGCUUCAUUUUGUUUGUAAUUCAAUAGGUAUAGUAGUGCAUCACAAGUGGAUGUUCCCAUAGGCCUUUGACUAGAAUAUUUUGUAUUUUGAAUUAAUAGGUUCUUUGCUUCAGAGAUUUUUUUAAAUCAAAAGAUGAAGCAGAGCAAAACUAGUGUUUCUUUUCUUUCUCUGCAGUACUCGGAGAAAAUGAAUUAAUGAGGGAAGUCACAUGUUCUUGUCGAA
This is a messenger RNA of Cuscuta epithymum, 1536 nucleotides long. The record is from the annotation of a GenBank genome assembly. NCBI's taxonomy places the organism in Eukaryota, Viridiplantae, Streptophyta, Magnoliopsida, Solanales, Convolvulaceae.